Molecule: messenger RNA, 553 nt
Organism: Polistes canadensis
Lineage: Eukaryota; Metazoa; Arthropoda; Insecta; Hymenoptera; Vespidae
Gene: Rpb12
Product: DNA-directed RNA polymerases I, II, and III subunit RPABC4
Exons: 3
Coding region: 165-344 (59 amino acids)
Biological process (GO): DNA-templated transcription
Cellular component (GO): RNA polymerase II, core complex; RNA polymerase III complex; RNA polymerase I complex
Molecular function (GO): DNA binding; DNA-directed RNA polymerase activity; zinc ion binding
Source: RefSeq, a predicted model, not a curated record
CACCGAGCGAGAUACAAGCGUGCUCACGAACAGCGAACAACGUUACAAUACACGUUACUAUCGCGACAUCUAUAGAGGGCUAUAUUAUAUAUAAAAACGUGUAAAAACUAUAAACAGUGUAAUCGUGUUUGGAUUUUCUUUUUGCAAAAAUAAAAUAAUUUGCAAUGGAUACCGCCAGUACUAAAACUGAUUCAGCUCCUAAACAAGCGAUGGUAUAUAUUUGUGGAGAAUGUCAUCACGAUAAUGAGAUUCGUCCUAAGGAUCCAAUCCGAUGUCGGGAGUGUGGCUACAGAAUUAUGUACAAAAAACGUACAAAACGACUGGUCGUAUUUGAUGCACGUUGAUUCCUGUACAUCAUAGAAGAAUACUUUCAUUACAAUAGUUAGGUUAAAGUAUUAAAUUUUAUAUUUUAUAAAAAGAAUAAUAUACACGAGACAUUUAACAAUUUUGUAAAUAAAUUCGAUAGAUAAUUCAUUAUUUCAUACAAAGUUCUUAGAAAAUUAAAUGUAAGACUGAAUUAGUAAUACUAAUAUAAAUAUAUUUACUAAAAAAA